Messenger RNA from Odocoileus virginianus texanus, 7567 nucleotides. Lineage: Eukaryota; Metazoa; Chordata; Mammalia; Artiodactyla; Cervidae. The record is from RefSeq and is a predicted model, not a curated record.
AUGGAGUCAGCAAGGACGGACAGCUGCAGCCGGGGAGCUGCCUCUCAGGGAAGAUGCCUGCCCUUCUCACGCCCUUCUGUCUCCACAGAUCUGUCCUGUGAUGUGGCUGCGGCUACCACCCCAAAGGGGGACCGGCUGGAGCACUGUGCCCUGACAUCUGGGCCCAGCGCCCUGGCUCUCGCGUUCCUGCACGGCAAGCCUGGUGCCCGGCCCCCGCCUGAGGGAGCCAGCUGGGAUGCAGGGCCGGGCCGCGCCCCUUCAGCCUGGGCGGUGCAGGCAGAGGGCGGCCCCAGCCCAGGGCCUGCCGAGGUUCGGCCUACUACUGAAGGUCCUCUCCCAGCCUCCCUGGAGCCCCGAAUUGUAAUGGGCGAGGAGACGCGCCAGGCAGCCCCACUGCCCAGGGCAACCGUGCCGGAGCUCAGGGACUGGGAGGGUGGGCAUGCUAACCUGAACCCACCCCCCGAGUUGUGUUCUCAGGGUGACCCUGCUGUGCCUUUCCCUUCCCCAGACCCCGAUUCCUACUUCACGCCUCCCUCCACCCCCACCAAGACAGCCUCCACCCUGCUCCCUGGCCCCGGGCCCCACAGGGACGCCCAGGAUGCCCAGGCUGAGCCAGGGGACUCGCUGCCAGCCUCGCCCACUGGCUCAUACAUCACGGCAGACGGGGACAGCUGGGCCUCAUCCCCAUCCUGCUCUCUGAGCCUGCAGGCCCUGGCCGAAGGGCUGGAUGUACCCUCAGGCUGGGGCUUCUCUCCACCUGGGUCUGUGGUCGAUGAGAGGGAGCUGCCCCCUGCCGGGACCCCGGACAGCUCGUCCCCAGAGUCCAGCCUCUCAGCAGACAGCAGCUCUUCCUGGGGCCAGGAGGGCCACUUCUUCGAGCUGGACUUCUUGGCCAACGACCCAAUGAUCCCUGCUUACCUCCUGCCCUUCCAGGGCAGCCUGAUUUUCCAGGUGGAGGCGGUAGAGGUGACACCCCUGCCCCACGAGGAGGAGGAAGUGGAGGAGGAGGAGCACGAAGAGGAGCAGGAGGUCCCCCUCCCCAGAGGGGACCUAGCCGGGGAAGGCGAGGAUGAUAGCACAUUUGCAUCCUCUCUGCAGUCGCUGUCCGACCUGUCCAUCACCGAGGGCGUGGACGAGGCCUUCGCCUUCCGGGAUGACACCUCGGCUGCUUCCUCUGACCCCGACUCGGCCUCCUACACGGGGGCUGAUGAUGAGAGGCUGUACAGCGGAGAGCCCCAUGCACAGCCCACCACACUGCUCCAGGACAGCCCUGGGGAGGCUGCCUCCUGGGGCCCAGAGCUCGCUCUUGGGGUGUCCGAGGGAGAGGCUGGCCAGGCUGCCAAGAGUCAGGAACCCACCUCCAAGAUAAUGAGGGUGGGUCCCGCUGCAGCCCAGGUGUCUUCUCCUGCUAUGGCCCCUCACAUCCCACAGGAAUCUCUGGACCUCACUGGGGUGAGCCCUCAGGCCCAGGGAGAAGAGCCAGGCUUCACCAUGGGACCAGUACCUGUUGCCCCAGUCCCAUCUCAGCCUCUGCAGGAGGGAGACACUGCUACUUUAGGCCCAGAGCCCUGGAUUUUGAAGGGAGAAGCAGACCUCAACUCUCUGCAAACCCUGAAGGAAGACACAGGCCAGGAGUUUGCCGCUGCAACCAUCCCUGAACCCCAGCCAGAAGUGGAUCCAGCAGCAUUCCCACAUCUGCAGGACGCAGGUUUCCCCUUGGCCCAGGAAUCUGCCUCCAAGACCAGCCCUGAGCCCCAUCUGGAAGAAGAGGACCUGACAGCAUCCUCACCCCUCCAGGAUGCAGGUCUCCCUUUGGUCCAGGGAUCUGCCUCUGAGGUCAGCCCUGAGACCCAGUCAGAAGAAGAAGAUCUGACAGCAUCCUCACCCCUGCAGGAUGCAGGUCUUCCCUUGGUCCAGGGAUCUGUAUCUGAGGUCAGCCCUGAGCCCCAAUCAGAAGAAGAGGACCUGACAGCAUCUCUGCCCCUGCAGGAUGCAGGUCUCCCCUUAGUCCAGGGACCUGCCUCCGAGCCCAUCCCUGAGCCCCAAUCAGAAGAAGAUCUGACAGCAUCCUUACCCCUGAAGGAUGAAGGUCUCCCCUUGGUCCAGGGAUCUGCCUCUGAGGCCAGCCUGGAGCGCCAGUCAGAAGAAGAUCUGACAGCAUCCUUACCUCUGAAGGAUGAAGGUCUGCCCUUGGUCCAGGGAUCUGCCUCCAAGGCCAGCCCUGAACCCCAGUCAGAAGAAAAUCUAACAGCAUCCUCACCCCUGCAGGAUACAGGUCUCUGCUUGGUCCAGGGAUCUGUCUCUGAGGUCAGCCCUGAACCCCAGUCAGAAGAAGAAGAUCUAAGAGCAUCCUCACCCCUGCAGGAUGCAGGUCUCCGCUUGGUCCAGGGAUCUGUCUCUGAGGCCAGCCCGGAGCCCCAGUCGGAAGAGAACCUGACAGCAUCCUCAACCCUGAAAGAUGCAGGUCUCCCCUUGGUCCAGGGAUCUGCCUCCGAGGCCAGCCUGGAGCCCCAGUCAGAAGAAGAUCGCACAGCCUCCCCACCCCUGCAGGAUGCAGGUUUCCCCUUGGUCCAAGGAUCUGCUUCUGAGGCCAGCCCUGAGCACCAGUCAGAAGAUCUGAAAACAUCCUCACCCCUACAGGAUGCAGGACUUCCCUUGGUCCACGAAUCUGCCUCUGAGACAAGCCCUGAGCCCGAGUCAGAAGAAGAGGACCUGACAGCCUCCCCACCCCUGCAGGACGCAAGUCUCCCUUUGGUCCAGGGAUCUGCCUCCGAGGCUAGCCCUGAUCCCCAGUCAGAAGAUCUGACAGUAUCCUUACCCUUGAAGGAUGCAGAUCUCCCCUUGGUCCAGGAAUUUUCCUCUGAGGUCAGCCUGGAACCCCAGUCCGAGAAGGACCUGACAGUAUCCCCACCCCUGCAGGACACAGGUCUCCACUUGGUCCAUGGAUCUGCCUCCGAGGCCAGCCCUGAGCCCCAGUCAGAAGAAGAGUACCUGACAGCAUCCUUACCCCUGAAGGAUGCAGAUCUCCCCUUGGUCCAGGGAUCUGCCUCCAAAGCCAGCCUGGAGCCCCAAUCAGAAGACCUGACAGCAUCCCCACCCCUGCAGGAUGCUGGUCUCCCCUUGGUGCAGGGAUCUGCCUCCGAGGUCAGCCCUGAGCCCCAGUCAGAAGAAGAGGACCUGAAAGCAUCCUCACCCCUGCAGGAUGCAGGUCUCCCCCUGGCCCAGGGAUCUGCAUCUGAGGUCAGCCCUGAGCCUCAGUCAGAAGAUCUGACAGCAUCCCCGCCCCUGCAGGAAGCAGGUCUCCACUUGGUCCAGGGAUCUGCCUCUGAGGCCAGCCCUGAGCCCCAGUCAGAAGAAGAAGUGACAGCGUCUCCAUCCCUACAGGAUGCAGGUCUCCCCUUGGUCCAGGAAUCUGCCUCUGAAGCCAGCCCUGAGCCCCAAUCAGAAGAGGACGAUCUAAGAGCAUCCACACCCCUGCAGGAUGCUGGUCUCCCCUUGGCCCAGGGAUCUAUCUCUGAGGCCAGCCUGGAGCCCCAGUCAGAAGAGGAUCUGACAGCAUCCCCGCCUCUGCAGGACACUGGUCUUGCCUUGGUCCAGGGAUCUGCCUCUGAGGCCAGCCCAGAGCCCCAGUCAGAAGAGGAUCUGACAGCAUCCCUGCCUCUGCAGGACACAGGUCUGCCUUUGGUCCAGGGAUCUGCCUCCGAGGUCAUCCCUGAGCCCCAGUCAGAAGAAGAGGACCUGACAGCAAUCCUGCCCCUGCAGGACGCAGAUCUGCCUUUGGUCCAGGGAUCUGCCUCCGAGGCCAGCCUGGAGCGCCAGUCAGAAGAGGACCUGACAGUAUCCCCGCCCUUGCAGGACGCAGGUCUGCCCUUGGUCCAGGGAUCUGCCUCCGAGGCCAGCCCUGAGCCCCACUCAGAAGAAGAGGAUCUGAUAGCAUCCCUGCCCCUGCAGGACACAGCUCUCCCCUUGGUCCAGGGAUCUGCCUCCAAGGCCAGCUCAGAGCCCCAGUCAGAAGAGGACCUGACAGCCUCCCCACCCCUGCAGGAUGCAGGUCUCCCCGUGGUCCAGGAAUCUGCCUCCGAGGCCAGCCAGGAGCUCCAGUCAGAAGAAGAGGAGCUGACAGCCUCCCCACCCCUGCAGGAUGCAGGUCUCCCCUCCAGUCAAGUAUCUGCCACCAGUGCCAGCCCUCAGGCCCUUAUGACUGACACAGGCUGUACCCAAGGGACAGAACCCACAGUCACUGCAGCCCGUAGGAAAGGAAGAAAGACCCUGGGACUAAGGCCAGCGCCUGAGGAAAGAGACCCAGACCACACUGGAGGCUCAGACUCUCUGGCCUUGGAUCAGAUACAUCUGGGUGGCCCAGACCUACCUGCAGAUGCUCGGACACCCUUGGAGGGAGAUGCAGGCCCCUCCAAGCCUGCCACAGAGAUCCCAGACAUACCUGAGCCUUUCACAGCUGCCCAAGAUCCCCCAAAGCCUGACUCCAGUGGGGAGGAAGUAGCCGAGGGCAUUUUGGCACCUGAGCAGGAAGCCUUUCAUGAUGUCUGUGCACAUGGGGGUGAUGGAGCCGAGUCCAGUUCACCCUCAAAGAAAGCCCUGGGGGCUGAGCACCAGGGGCAUGAGGCCCUAAAGCCAGUGGUUCAUGGCCCAGGGGUGUGUCCCACUGCCAGCCUGGAGGUUGGCCAGUUGGGGCCCCCAAGCCCAGUGGAGGAGGGAAGGGCCACUCUUGGGCACAGGCUUCCCAUGGCUGUGGGCUCAGAGGCUGGGCUGGGCUCCUGCUCAGAGUCUCCUUCAAGAGCUGUGCCCAGGCUGGGAGGGCACUGUGCCAAAGAUCCUGCCCCAACAUCUCCACUGCCCUUGAGGCAGCCAAAGCCUGUGCUGGGCCCAGGCAGGGGAGAGCAGGCCCAGGCAGCACUUGGAGUCCUUGGCCCGUCCCCACUGCAGCCUCCAGAAAGCCCCAUAGGGGGCCUGCCCAGUGCACCCCAAGACAGGAUCCAGAGCCCUGAGCCCCCUGCUCCUGGUGCCCUCAUGGAGGCAGUCCCAACCCCCCUGGCAUCCCCUGCCCCCUGCCCUUGCCGGGGCCCCCGGGAAGACUUGGUGGAGGGCGCGGAGCCCCUGGGCUCUCCGGGCCACCCACCACCUCGGCCAAGAGCCCAGCGGGCGGUGGCUGCCUCCUCAGGGAUCACAACCCCUCCUGGGGCUGGGCAGGUCAGCCUCCCACCCCACCCCACCCUCCUCAGCCCCAAGGCAGCCCCCAAGAGGGGUACCCAUGCCAAAGACCCGGCCUCGAGGCUCUCGCCCCCUCGCCAAGUGCCUCCGGGCCCCGGGCCCCGGAGCCCAGCCGGCCCUCGAGCGCUCCCAGCCACUGAGCAGCAGGAUGACGGCGACAGUUUGGAGGAAGACUCGCCCCGCGCUCUGGGCUCCGGCCAGCACUCGGACAGCCAUGGGGAGUCAUCAGCUGAGCUGGAGGAGCAGGACCUCCCAGGACCGCAGACCGCACAGUGCCCAGUCCAGGCCCCGGCCGGCAGCGGGAGCGAGGAGACAGUCGCCAAAGCCAAGCAGAGCCGCAGUGAAAAGAAGGCCCGAAAGGCAAUGUCCAAGCUGGGCUUACGACAGAUCCAGGGGGUCACCAGGAUCACCAUCCAGAAGUCCAAGAACAUCCUCUUUGUCAUUGCCAAGCCCGACGUCUUUAAGAGCCCAGCCUCAGACACCUACGUGGUCUUCGGCGAGGCCAAGAUCGAGGACCUGUCGCAGCAGGUGCACAGGGCUGCGGCCGAGAAGUUCAAGGUGCCCUCGGAGCCCUCCGCCCUGGUGCCCGAGUCAGCGCCUGGGCCGAGGGCGAGACCCGAGUGCGAGCAGGAGGAGGAGGAGGAGGAGGAGGAAGAGGUGGAUGAGGCAGGACUGGAGCUGCGCGACAUCGAGCUGGUGAUGGCGCAGGCCAAUGUGUCAAGGGCCAAGGCCGUGCGGGCCCUGAGGGACAACCAGAGUGACAUCGUCAACGCCAUCAUGGAGCUGACAAUGUAGUUGCUGACCAGAGACCUGGCUCCACCCCUGCCCCCUAGCUCUGCUGCUCAAUAAAGUGGUGUCCCUUCAUCGCCUCUCGGCUCCUCCAGCACAGGCUCUGGCUAAAUAGAUUGCAGGAGGUGUGCAGACACUUCCUGAAGCCACACAGGUCCCAAGGAGGGUGGUGGUCCCUCCCCCGAGUCCCAGGGAAUCCACCUUGCCCAGGGAUUGUGGACAGCCCAGUCACUUGGCUGUAGUCCAAGGCAUGGGCCUGGGAAUAACAGUUUCUGGAAGGAACUCCCCAGAUGCAGGGGCCCCCGAGCUGGAGGAGCUGCGGGAAGUAGCGUCUCUCAGGCUAACAGCACAAUCUCCCGAAGUUCCUGGCCCCUCCCUGUGGCCCAACUCUAAGAGUUACCAUCCUCUCCCUGUCCUCUCUCUCCUACAAAGUCCCGGGACCCGCAGGGUGGAGGUGAUGUCCCAGGACAAAAGAGGGAGACCACUGAGGGACCACAUGUGGGUGGAGCCCCUAGAGAAGAGCAGCAGUCCUGACCAUCACAGAAGGCUCAUGGGACACGAGGUCCCCACUGUUCACAAGCACAGGGUGGGCUAUGGAAGGGAUGGCCCCUGGCCCACGUGGCUAUCUUUAGCUGUUCCAGAUGCUUCCAGGGCAGGUUGAUUUGCACACACACCUAGAGAUGGCAUCUACCAACUGUCUCCCUUAGCUCUGCCCAGCCCGGGCCCAGAGCCAGCACCUGGUCCGCCAGGGCCAGAAUGAGGUCUGAGAUCCCUCCUCCAGUCCUACCCCUUGUCAGCGGGUAGGGAGCCUAGGGGACUGCAGACCCCUGCCUGGUUCCCACAGGGCUGGACAGAGAGCCCACAUCCCUGUCCUCCCUCCCAGGGGCUCAGGUACCCACCCUGCUGAGCCCAGGGCUUCUUGCCUAUGCAGUCAGGAGCCUCAAGGUGUGGAGGUAUCUUGGGGGUGAGGAGGGAGUCCCAGAGCUGGGCCUCCCCGCACCUGCACUGCAGUGCCAGGCCCCAGCCUCCAGGCUGACGGCCCUGAGGUCACCCCCAUGACCUCCCCAUGUUCCAAGGACACAGGAGGGGCCCCGCCCGGGGGGACCAAGGCCAAGGGAUUUGACAGGCCCCCACUGGCCUCCCUGAUGACCAGGGGGACCCUGGGCUCCAAGAUGCCAUGCUCUCAGGGUGAGGAUGGCACUUCUGGUGAAGACAUGGUGUGCAGGUUUGCUGUCAACCACCAUGACGGUCAAUGUGGCCUGGGGUCAUGGGCACGGAUGAAGGGCUGAAGGACAGCGAGCCCCUCGGAGAGCCCAGUGCUCAUGUCCACAUGUGCUCAGGACACCUGCUCCCUGCCCUGUGUCCACACCCAAAUCAGGCCCUCCCUGGAGGUGUCGGGCACAAGUGUUCAGUCCACCAUGCCCCGCCAGGGCAUGUGGGUCUGAGACAGAGGCCAGACAGGAGUCCCCAGCUCUUAUCCCACUGGAGCAGAAACACAAUGGCAACCAGAGAUAAAUUAUUCACAUUGCAGUAAACUUCUUUUAAGGUC